This is a messenger RNA of Acytostelium subglobosum LB1, 1086 nucleotides long. RefSeq lists its product as hypothetical. The annotation marks the transcript as partial. The record is from RefSeq and is a predicted model, not a curated record. The transcript is spliced from 3 exons. NCBI's taxonomy places the organism in Eukaryota, Evosea, Eumycetozoa, Acytosteliales, Acytosteliaceae.
AUGGAUUCAAAGGAUUAUAAACAAUUUAAAGAAUGGGUACCAUUACAACAGAUAAGUCUUGGAGGUAUAAUGGAUAAAGCAUGGAAGUACUUUGAUUAUGGUCCAAAGGAUGUUACACCAAUAGUGUUUAUACCAGGUGUCAGUGGUACUGCAGAGAUAUUCUUUAGACAACUUGUAACUCUAUGUCCUAAAGGAUUUAGAUGUAUAUCUAUACAUUACUCAUCAUAUGACUCUACAGGUGAAUGGUGUAAGGGAUUCGAUAGAUUCCUUGAUAGGAUGGGAUUGGAGAAGGUACAUUUGUUUGGUACGGCAUUGGGUGGCUACUUGGCUCAAUGUUACUAUCAGGCAAGACCGACGAGAGUGGCCUCGAUGAUCUUGAACAACUCAUUCUCAGACACACAGUACUUUCAUGACAAUGCACCUUGUGCUGCAAUGUUUGGUCUGAUGCCAGAGUUUAUGCUCAAGAAGAUGGUACUGUCUAGAUUCCCAUCGGGAUUCGUCGAGCCAGAGAUUGCCGAGGCCGUAGACUUUAUGGUCGAACAACUAGACUAUCUCACUGGCAAUGAGUUGGCAUCACGUCUAGCUCUAAACUGUAGUAUAAGUACAUUGAAUCAAACUGCUGGUCUAACUUAUGAUCAGAUUACAAUCAUUGAUUGCCUAGACUCACAGACUAUACCAGAGAAUAUGAGAGAGGAAGUGUACAAGUUCUAUCCAAUGGCAAAGAUUGCAUUGUUAAAGACUGGUGGAGACAUUGCAUAUAUAUCAAAGGCAGAGGAGAUCAAUGUAUAUAUACAAGUACAUCUACGUAAUCAUGGUUUGGAUCCAUUGGCCAACAACAACAAAGAAGAAGAUGGUAGUGAUGUUAACAAUGGAGACAAAAAGACAACAACAGUGAAGGAAGAUCAUCCUAGUUCAACAACAACAUCUCAACAACAGCAGCAACAACAACAACAACAACAACAGAACAAACAAAACGAUAGUAUAUUCAUUGAGGAGGAAGAAGGAGAAGGUGACAAGGAUUACAAUGUAUUCUCCAAACUUCCAUCAACAACAAACACUACCAUUGCCAACUUGGAAGAGAACAUC